Oryza brachyantha (malo sina) is the source of this 747-nucleotide messenger RNA. RefSeq lists its product as uncharacterized. Lineage: Eukaryota; Viridiplantae; Streptophyta; Magnoliopsida; Poales; Poaceae. Gene Ontology annotation, biological process: shoot system development; root development. The coding region runs from base 1 to 705 and encodes 234 amino acids. The transcript has a single exon. The record is from RefSeq and is a predicted model, not a curated record.
AUGGCUGGACAUCAAAGAUCAACAAGCUUGCCAUCUAUGCCUCAUCCCAACUACAUCAAGAUUGAAGGAGAGCUGCGCAACAUAUGCUCAGACAUCUCACCAUCUGCCACCAUUGGAAUGGUGUCUGAUGGUCUGAGGAGGCUUGGGGACGUCUACAACUGCAUCAAUGAGAUCAUAAGCUUGCAUAGCAGCCAAGCACAUGGAAAGAGGCUGGAGGAAGAAAUGGAGCUGUCUCUUGAGGUGCUGGAUCUUUGCAGUGCCAUGCAAGAGAUGUUUGCUGACCUGAAGAUGACCAUCCAAGAGCUGCAAAUGGUUCUCAACAGGGGAGACCAUGCAGUCAUUCAAGUAAAGGCUCAGUCAUACAUCCGCUUGGUGAAGAAGGCUAAGCAUCACAUGAAGAAGGCAUGCAAUAAGUCUACCUCUGAUGAAGAUGGAAGGCUUGUCAGUCUGUUGACAACAGCGAGAGGGAUCACUGUCUCAGUCCUAAAAUCUUCGCUAGAGCUCCUGUCGAAGCAAAUGAACACCUGCAAUCCAAGCAAGUGGUGUCUUAUCUCCAAAUCGUUCCAGAAGGCAAAAGUUUCAUGUGAGGAGGUGCAAUUGCAGGCAUUAGAGUUGGGCAUUGUAGGCCUAGAGAGCGGAGCUGAGAACCUGUUCAGAAGAUUGAUCCAAACCAGGGCUUCCCUUCUGAACAUUCUUAGCUUGUAGAUGCUCUUCUGCUAAUGCAAUGCGAUUGGCAUCCAACUUUUG